Marasmius oreades (fairy-ring Marasmius) is the source of this 336-nucleotide messenger RNA. RefSeq lists its product as uncharacterized. Gene Ontology annotation, biological process: cytoplasmic translation. Gene Ontology annotation, cellular component: cytoplasm. The record is from RefSeq and is a predicted model, not a curated record. The transcript has 3 exons. Gene Ontology annotation, molecular function: GTPase activity; GTP binding. Bases 1 to 336 code for a protein of 111 amino acids. NCBI's taxonomy places the organism in Eukaryota, Fungi, Basidiomycota, Agaricomycetes, Agaricales, Marasmiaceae.
AUGACUACCGUUCAGAAAAUAAAGGAAAUCGAAGAUGAAAUGGCCAAAACUCAAAAGAACAAGGCCACGAGCUACCAUCUCGGCCAGUUAAAAGCCAAGCUCGCCAAACUACGACGCGAACUCAUCUCUCCCUCUGGAGGAGGGGGUGGUGGUGGUGGUGGUAUCGGUUUCGACGUCGCAAGGCAAAACUAUUCAUUCGACUGCCCUUCAGUCAUUCAUUCAACAUAUAUACAGGACUGGCAUAGCUUCCGUUGGCUUUGUUGGCUUCCCUUCAGUUGGAAAAGUCUGUUCCGCCAUCCAUCGCUCUAUUCAGCUCAUCACUCAAUCAAGCCCUAG